This is a messenger RNA of Pipra filicauda (Wire-tailed manakin), 11399 nucleotides long. It is a transcript of the gene NEBL, whose product is annotated as nebulette. The transcript has 32 exons. Gene Ontology annotation, molecular function: actin filament binding. NCBI's taxonomy places the organism in Eukaryota, Metazoa, Chordata, Aves, Passeriformes, Pipridae. Gene Ontology annotation, cellular component: focal adhesion; Z disc. The record is from RefSeq and is a predicted model, not a curated record. Gene Ontology annotation, biological process: cardiac muscle thin filament assembly. The coding region runs from base 3324 to 6167 and encodes 947 amino acids.
GCUACCUCAAGUGAUUGUAGAUGGAGAACUAGUGUGUUUAAGUAUGUUUGUUGGUGUUUCUGAUGAAGUCUGUGUGAGUGAAGAAUAUGAUUUUGGUGAUAAAUUUGUGUAUGUCUGAUUUUGAAGUGUGUGUAACUGUAUACCAUGGACUUGUACAGCACAUUGGAAACGUGUGUUCACCUCUCCAGCUUUCAGCGAGUAUGCUCAAAGUAUUUUCUUUAUUAAAAUGGUUUGACACUUUUUCCUUUUCUGAUAGAUUUGACAGUGAGUAAGAAUACUUUUGUAAAUUUAAUUUACAUAUAAACUAUAUAAAUUAUGUAAGUUAUACAGUUUUGUCUCUUUUUUAGCAGGGGCUGUAAAACUGAAAAAAAUAGCAUAACUGGCAAGAUGGAGUUUUCUAAAAGCAGAUAAAAUUUUGAUGCUGAGUUUUAAAAGAAAAUACAUGCAAGACAAUGUUCUGCAAGAUGAGAAAGAAAUGGCAAAUAGCAAAACUUAAUGUGUUUCAUUAGCUUACAGGAAUCAGAUUUUAAAAAAUGGGACCUUUUCUGACUUACUAUUUUCUUUUUUAAUUAUAUUUUUACUGACUUAUUGACUGUCUUUCACUAGGAAAGUUAUUUGUUUGCGUUGUAUUCCUUCAUAACAUGUUUAACUCACUGCAUGAAGGAAUAUUGGGUGGUAUGUAGUUCGAGUUAUGAUAUAUAUAAAAUAGGUAAGAACUAGUGUGAGCUAGAAGUGAUACAGAAUCAAUACUAUUAGCUUGUCUUGGCUUUCCUCCUGAUCAUUCUUCUGCUACAAGAACUUGUCCCCAUGGAUUAUUUUGGGAAAAUGUUUUUGAAUCAUUCUCUGUGGUAAUAAAAUAACAGCAUGGCAUCAGAAACACCCAAUGUAAGUAUAAUCAGAAGAAAAUGAUGGAAUUUAUUUACUUGAAAGAAAAAACUUUUUUCAGGUUGAUAUAUUAUUGGAAAAAAGAAAUCAAUGAAAUAUACUAGUUUUUCACAGCAAUGGAGAUGUACCAUUCUUGCCAAAGCAUUGACUAGUUAAGAUUUUGAUGUCCACAGCUGCUCUUAGAGGUGAAAAAUUUGGGCUUAUUUCCUGGAGCCUUGGUCAACGGAGAGGACAGUUAGUUUAAGAGAUGUGCAAAUGCUCCUGUGCAUAGAUAAGAUGAGAACAAAAGCUCAUCUCUUAUGUUCACGCCGAGUUAACUGAAAUUACUGGUUUGUAAGAGGGGAAGAUGUAUUCUUCAGAGUGGCAAAAAGCAUGGCCAUUAAGACUUCCAUUUGGGAUCUGGGAAACUUCAGCAAGUCCCUGGUUUUAAUCAGCUGUAUUUUUUCUUCAGACCAGGAACUUAAAUGAGGUCCUCUCGUGACCUAUAUAGGUUUCUAAAGCAAGAGUGAUUCUUUUGCAUGGGGUAGCUCUGGAAUGCAUCAAGGAGAUGAAACGAGCAAUGCUCUGAUGAAUACUUAAUCCCUCACACGGGUCUGCUCUGUUAGGAGAGGUUGAGACGAGUACCCUGCAGCAGGCCUGUGGUGCUCAGUUUUGGAUACUGGCAUGCCAAGAAAUUUAAUUAGAUAUCCCAAGCCCAGUACCCUCACCAUCAGACUGCAGAACAGGAUGACACAGCUCACUUGCAUGCUCUUUAUCUCUCUCUUGUUCAAAGAGUAUUGGGUUUUCUGUUGUGGGAAAAGGAGAUGAUAAAAACAAACAAGUAGUUUUGUGACAUGGGAAAGAGCUUUCUUCCUAUCUCUAUGUUUCAAUGGAUCAAGGGGGUUUCUCUUCUAGCACAACUUAGGAUACUGUCCGGUUCCUGAACCAAAGAUACCUAUCUGACUUUUCGGUCUCAGAAAUAGCUUUUUUAAAUGUGAAAAAUGGUUUUAUUUCAGUUUUUUUCCUUGGUGAUUGCAUGUACCACUCCUGUCUCUUCAUUUUUAACCACCCAGUCUUAACAAUCUAGAUUUGUUCUAUCCAAUCUUAACAAUACAGAGUUGUUUUCUCUUCUCUAUGUAUGCAGCUGACAGAUUCCAAGUAAGGAAGUCUAUGAUAAAGAAUUAAUCUUGAUGUGUAAAAUGGAAUUUUAAAAUGUGCAUGAUAAAAGAAGUUGCAUUUCAUUUCUGCUUAUGCUAAAAUAAUGAAUUCAUUUAUAGCAUUAUAUCCUAGAAAAAUAAUUCUGCAUAGGCCACAACUUGAAUCUAAUUAGAAAACCGCUGUAUUAUAGAAAUGCAUUCCACACAGAGUAGUUUCUGUAUUUAUCAGAUAAGCAGUAUAUGUCAUCGACUAAGGAUCUAAUUAAGGUUUCAAGACACUGAAAGUUUUGUUUUGAUUUCACCUUGAAGUAUUAGAUACUUCUCAAAGAACCUAUUUGAACCAAAAUUGUGACAACUUCAUUGAAGGGUAUCAAGGGUCACAUUCUACCGCCAGUUAAAAUUAUACAGCUUCAGGGAUGCAGCAGAGGGCAGGAUUUCCCUCAUAAUUUGAAUCAACUAAACACCUGUUAUCUGGAUAAAGGCACAAAUGAUAAGGAAUUGGAUACUACCUCAAAUGUAAUAAAAAUAUGUCUUCAGUAGCAACUAAAGCAGAACACAAAACAUAUUGCUACUGCAGUUGUGCACAUCUGCACAUCUGAAAUUAGAAACUGUCCUUAACAGACAAUGAGCCAUGGCUCCCUAUUUGGAAGCUAUUGGCAGAGCUGUUCAACCUGUUUACUUGCUCAAACACAAAAUGAUCUCUUAAAUUGCUAAAACAGAUUGUAGAGAAAAUUGGCAAGAGAAGAUGUUAACAUGGCCCAGGGCUUCAUUUCUAGGAUUCGCAGUGCAAAGCCUGCAGAUACUUGUCUCCAAUGGCUUUUUUUCCUCCAUUGAAUUGAAGAGAAGGAGAAGAAUAGGGAACAGGAAAAAAUAACAGCAACAUCAAUGUCUACAUUUCAACCACCCAUCAAACCAACCAUCAACAAAGAGACUGGGAUGAAACACCCUGAACUCCAGAAGCAGUCAGCAUAAAUCCCAGGAGUAAAUACUCUGCACCAGUCGACAUAAGGAUAUCUUUCAGCUUCAUUGCAGCUGGAGUCAGUGACUUCAUACUGAAAGAGGCUGGUUUUGAGACUACAGACCUUGACAGUUUGUAACAGCCAAGGAACGUACAUGUCUGUGUAAAUGUGUAGCCAUGUAUACCUAUAAAGGCUGUCAAGUGCUGCCUAAAAAAGGAAGGAGCCGUGGUGACAUUAAGUGCAGUGGAGGACACAAAUCCAGGCACGCUGGAGGAUCUGAGCUGUUUCCUGCAGCUGUGAACCUUUUCAGAGUUUUCAUUGUUGUUUCCUGCAAAGUAUUAAAAUGCGAGUGUCUGUCAUUCAGGAUCUCAGGGAGGAUGAAAAUGAAAAUGGGGAAGAAGAAGAAAAGGUCUUCCUCAAGCCUGUUAUUGAGGAUAGAAAUAUGGAACUGGCCCGAAAAUGCAGUGAAUUAAUAAGUGAUAUACACUAUAAAGAAGAGUUUAAAAAAUCUAAAGGCAAGUGCAUAUUUGUACCUGACACCCCGCAGCUAAAACAUGUGAAAAGUGUCGGUGCUUUUAUUUCUGAGGUGAAGUACAAAGGAGCUGCUAAAAAAGACCUUUCCAACUGUCUUUAUCAGCAGAUGCCAGCCACAAUUGACAGUGUAUUUGCAAAAGAAUUAAUGCAGCUUCAGAGCAAGGUACUCUAUAAACAAAAACAUGAUGCUGAGAAAGGAACUUCAGAUUACGCACGAAUGAAGGAGCCUCCAGAUGUUAAGCAUGCCAUGGAAGUCAGUAAACACCAGAGUGAUGUAUCCUAUAAGAAGGAUGUGCAAGAUACUCAUAGGUACACUGAAGUGCUGAACAGGCCAGACAUAAAGAUGGCAACUGAGAUAACAAAGAUAAUAAGUGAUGCUGAGUACAAGAAAGGAAGGGGAGAGAUGAAUAAGGAGCCUGCUGUACUUGGAAGACCAGAUUUUGAGCAUGCCAAAGGAGUUUCAAAACUUUUAAGCCAAGUGAAAUACAAAGAGCGGUUCAGUAAGGAAAUGAAGAGUCACCAGUACAAUCCUCUUGACAGUGCUUCCUUCAAGCAAGCAAAGAUUGCAUCCGCCUUGGCAAGUGAUGUGAAUUACAAGAAAGAUUUGGAAAGCCUACAUGAUCCAGCGUCUGAUCUACCAAAUCUGCUAUAUUUAAACCAUGCUUUAAAUAUCAGCAAAACGCACAGUGAUGUCAAGUACAAAGAGAGUUAUGAAAAAGCUAAAGGCAGAUCAAUGCUGGAGUUUGUGGAUACACCAAUGUAUCAAGUUUCAAAAGAGGCUCAAAAGAUGCAAAGUGAGAAAAUGUAUCGCAAAGAUUUUGAAGAAGGGAUCAAGGGAAGACCCUCACUGGAUUUAGACAAGACCCCAGAGUUCUUGCAUAUAAAGCAAGUCACUAACCUUCUGAAAGAGAAAGAAUAUCGAAAAGAUUUGGAAGAAGGGAUGAAAGGAAAAGGAAUGACAGUGUUUGAAGAUACACCAGAUUUGAUUAGAGUGAAAAAUGCUGCUCAGAUACUAAAUGAGAGACAAUACAAGAAAGACCUGGAAACUGAAAUUAAAGGGAAGGGCAUGGAAGUUGGUCCAGAUACCCCUGAGAUAAGACGAGCCAAGAAAGCUUCGGAAAUUGCAAGCAUGAAAGAAUACAAGAAAGACUUGGAGAAUGAAAUUAAAGGAAAGGGAAUGGAAGUGAGCACGGAUACCCUUGAUAUACAACGAGCCAAAAAAGCUUCUGAAAUUGUCAGCCAGAAAGGAUAUAAAAAGGAUCUAGAGACUGAAAUUAUAGGAAAAGGAAUGCAAGUUGGUCUGUGUACUCCAAAAAUACAAUGGGUCAAAAGGACUUCAGAAAUAGCAAUCCAGAAAAUGUACAAAGAUGAAGCAGAAAAGAUGCUCUGUAACUAUUCUACUGUCCCUGACACUCCUGAAAUGGAGAGGAUAAGAAAUACUCAGAAGAACAUCAGUUCAGUAUUUUAUAAGAAGGAAGUAGGAGCUGGCACAGCUGUCAAAGAGACUCCAGAGAUUGAAAGAGUAAAGAAAAAUCAACAGAAUAUUAGUUCGAUUAAAUAUAAGGAAGAAAUUCGGCAUGCAACAACUAUUUCUGAUCCACCAGAACUAAGGAGGGUUAAGGAAAACCAGAAGAAUAUUAGCAAUGUUCAAUACAAAGAACAGCUCUGCAAAGCUACACCUGUGAGUGUCACCCCUGAGAUGGAGAGAGUCAAGAGGAAUCAAGAGAAUGUCAGCAUGGUUCACUACAGAGAGCAGCCUGGCAAAGCUACUGCUGUGAGUGUCACUCCUGAGAUAGAGAGAGUCAGGAAGAAUCAAGAUAACAUCAGCUCGGUCAAGUACAGCAGUGAUCAGAGGCAGAUGAAAGGUAGACGUAGUGUGCUUCUAGACACACCUGAGCUAAGACAUGUCAAAGAAACUCAAAACAACAUCUCAAUGGUAAAAUACCAUGAAGAUUUUGAGAAGACAAAGGGCAGAGGCUUCACCCCAGUGGUAGAUGAUCCUAUAACAGAGCGUGUACGGAAAAACACCCAAAUUGUGAGUGAUGCAGCAUAUAAAGGUGUGCAUCCACAUAUUGUUGAAAUGGAUAGAAGACCUGGAAUAAUUGUUGAUCUUAAAGUUUGGCGCACAGAUCCUGGCUCCAUCUUCGACAUUGAUCCUCUGGAGGACAAUAUUCAGUCUAGGAGUCUGCAUAUGCUUUCUGAAAGAGCAAGCCGUUACAGUAAGCAGUAUUUACGUUCUACCAGUUUGGGAGAUUAUAAAUCAGAUGGCUCUGACACGAACCCUACCUUUUCUUACUGCAGUGAAAUAACAAGGCCAUCUGAGGAAGGAGCCCCUGUUCUCCCUGGGGCAUAUCAGCAAAGCCAGACUCAAGGAUAUGGAUACAUGCACCAGACCAGUAUGUCGUCCAUGAGGUCCAUGCAUUCACAGCCUCAUUCAGCAAGUCUGGGUGGAGAGAGUACCGUUCCUUUUCAACAGAGAACGUAUAGAGCUAUGUAUGACUACAGCGCUCAAGAUGAAGAUGAAGUUUCCUUCAGGGAUGGUGAUUAUAUCAUCAAUGUGCAACCAAUAGAUGAUGGCUGGAUGUAUGGUACUGUUCAGAGAACUGGGAAAACAGGAAUGCUUCCAGCAAAUUAUAUUGAGUUUGUUAACUAAUUUUUGUCUCUAGUCCUUUGAGCUUUAUUAUGAUUUACUCAAAAUCUAACCUUUUAGAAAAAAAGUCAGAAGAAUCUUUUAAGAGUACAUGAUCAUUACGUUAUCACUGCUAUAACAGUUUGCAUUCUUACUCGGAAUCCAAUUUAGAAGCUCAGAGCUUUGAAAAUAGCAUGGCUUAUAAUCAUGCUCUCUCAAAAUGAAAAACAUAUAUGGAAGCCUGGUGCUGCCUAUCCUAUAAAGAUUUUAGUCAAUUACCUGUAAAGGGAAAAUACCUUUUCCCUACAUAUCAAAGAGGUUAUUUCUCUUUGUAAAACCAACCAUAAAAUCGAUGCACUUCUGGCACUCUGAAGUCACAGGAAGUUAACACACUGAGUUUGAACACAUCUUCAAAUUAUUAGGGAGGUGUUUAACGUUUGAGCAGUUAGCAUCCUAAUAAAAAAUAAAAUGUUGAGUAGAUAAUUCAGUCAUUUGAUAUAAUGACAAGUAAUAUGCCAGUAAAAAAACCAAUAAAAUCCCCUACUGCCCAGCAGCCUUACAAUAAACAGGUCCAUUUUAACAGCAAAAUUUUCCUGACUCUUGCAUACCCACAUUUAUUUCUGCAUUACCCAUUUUUUCUUAUUUACAAGUGACCUAUCAGCUUUGCUUGCAUCCCAAUCCAUCAGUUAGAUCCAUAUCUAGAUCCAUGAUUCUUCAGUAUCUUUUCCACAGAAGAUUCCUUGCAAAGACUAUCUAAAGUAUAAAACCUGUCAAGUCUUCUGUUUCCUUCUAAUAAUAACUAGCAUUUAAAUAGAAACUUAAUUAGGGCAACGUACAACCAGUACUUCAUGUUAGUUCCUUUACCUUCACUUGUACUGCUGUAAAUAAAUAUCCUGUGUGAGGCCCCGGUGCUGUGCAGUCACACAAAGCCUGCAGUCAUACCCCUCCUUCUUACCUACCACAGGUAACUCGCUUAAUGGCUGCUUUGCUGAUGAGCUAAUGUACCUACCCCUGCUUCAGAAAUACUUAUGCCUCCAUUGAGGAGUGGAGGAGAGCUCUGUUUAUUGUAGUGCAUUUCAGAUAAAAAAAUCUUGGUGAUCCAGCAGUGGGUUGUACGCUUGCCAAAUGUUUAAUGAUGGAGAAAUAUGUUUUCUUUUACUGACUUGAUCUUUCUCAUAACUGACACUGAAGGGAAAGCUAACUAAACAAAAGUCCAACAUACUCUAUGCCAUUAUGUUUCAGUUUAGCCAUCUGUAGAAAACAGUAAAAAUAUUCUGCUGACAAACCUUCACAUAUGCUAUUUGGUGUCUGUUAACAUUAUGGUCAGAACUGAGAGAUCCAGGUCUCAGUCUGUGAGGCUGAGGAGAGGAUCAAACAACUGGUGACACAGUGGACCUGUAAGAGGGACUGUGUCAGCAGGCUUGGGUCACAGGGAACUUGCUUUUGCUUUGACUGGAUGCUGCAUUCCCUCCCAGGGAGAAAUUCUGGGAGGAAGGACAAAAGAGUUAAAGAUUCAUGUGGGAACUUAUUUGUGCGGAUGCAGACGCAGAAAAUGUUUUUACUGAUAAUAUAAUUUGUGGGGUUCAGCCAUAUGCUAGAGAAGUUAGAGACGCUUGUAGUAACCCUCAGAAUGUUGAGUCUGCACUGGCUUUCUUCCACUUCUAAAAUUUUUAAAGUAGAAUUAAAUAUAGAGCUUAUAGACAAUUUUGUAUUUCUCAUUUCACAAAGUAGGCAACUUUGCAAUAUCUAUUUAAAGAAUAAGGAAGGCAGUAUGGAUUUGUUAUGUCAACUGAAAGUUGUCAAUGCAAAUCACCUGCACGUUCUAUUUUUGCAUACAAUUAGGAAUUGGAAAGCUUAUGCAAUUUUAUUUUGGGUUUUGCUAACUCGGGGCUGAUUCCAGCUGCCAAACAGAAUAGAAUGACUGCAUUAAAAAAAAAUAAAAAAUAAAAAAUGCCCAUGACUGUGGAAUUGCCUGGGCUUUCUUGUCAGUGGCCUAAUUCCAAGGCUAAAGCUGUCCAGGAGCAUCUAACUUCAAAAAGUAUUGUUUAAAACCAGAGAUUCACUACUGUAAGUAUCCAAUCUCUAUGGGUGACUGCUGUCAUUUAAAAUUCUUGAAAGUUUUGCAUAAGGAGCUGCUGCUGCAGCAGAACCUUAUGCAUUGCUGGUGACAUCCACGUGAAAUAGCAAACUUUGCAAGUGAAAUGGCUUUUUCAAAAGGCUGCUGUGAUAUGCUGAGCUAGAAGCUCUGAAAAAAGCAGUCUGCUUCUGUGUUGGUUUUCAUCACCAGCCGUCAACAGCAAGGAGAGGAAUUUCAUCUUAUGCUGGGUAGCAAAUUUUUCAGAUGAUGCCUGAGGCACAAUUGGCUGUCACUUGCUGCUUGCUGCUCUAUUAGCUGUGUAAUGCUGACAACAAUAAAAACAAGUUGUCAGUUUGUUAACCCAAUAAAAUUUAGAGAAUAGAUAUAUUGAAUCAAGUUACAGAUUUCAGUGAUUUAUAAAAAAGAAUCUCAACCUAUAAAUAGAUGAUCAUUCUUCCUAAAUGAGGAGACGACUUGCAGUGUUGAACACUUUAUGCAUAGAAGUAAAUGAGAAAAUGGGCAUUUGAUGACAUUAAAGAACUAUGUUGUAAUAAACAAUCAAAAUAAAAUUUCCUUUAUGAAUUUUGAAAAUUCAUUAGCUUGGUAGAGCAGCUAAAGCAAUAUGCAAAAAAAUAAAAGGUCAAGAAAACAAAACAGUAUGAGAAUUGUAUUUCUCUUGAGAAUGGUAUAUCAGCAAAAUUAUUAAGAUCUGGUUUACAUUACUCAUUCAUGUAAUCAAGUUUUUUAUGUCAUAUAUGCUUAGGAAUUUGUGUUUAUGUGGAACAGUUCCUGCUUUUUGAUAUAAAACAAACUUUAAUGUCAUUAUGCAGCUUUUUUCUAAGCAAAGCAAUCAAAGGCCCAAAAUUAUCAGAGUGCAAUUAAAAAAAUGUUUUUAUAAGAUCUAAAAUUUGUAAGGUGGGGAAAGUAAGUCAUAAACUAAAUUGUGCCAGCAUAGGUUUUAAAAGGCAUAUGUUGGAGCCUGUUACAUGCAGUGUGAUAUAGAGGUGAAAAGAUGUUAUAUGCUGCCUUGUCACCUUUAAAAUACGUAUUCCUUUUUAGCACGGCAUGUUCCCCUCACUGUUCUUUCUUCCCGUAGUCAGUUUUUCCGGGGAAAGGAAAGGACUUUUACAGAGGUGAAUUUCCCAAGCUGUUCCAAAGUUCAGAUUGGAAGUUCACAUGUUCUCCUUUUAGAAAUAAAGAAUUCUGUAAAGAAUGCUUUAAUUCUUGCUAACACGAGUAUAAAUGUAGAAAACAACAUAGAGCAUAUUCAUACAUACAUACAAGAACAAAUGGGUGCCUUGCUUUUCAUUACUCUUUCUUGCCUGGCUAAUCUUCAUUUUCUAAACAAAGCUACGUACAGAUACUGCAGUUGUAAUUUUUCAUUAUGGAACAUUAGCAUUUAAUCUUGAUGAAACAGGGUUUUCUUGAUUACAUUUGACAUACAAUAAACUACUUCAGCAGAUUGGGAUUUGACGGAGAAUCACCUCCCAUGGAUUAUGUUUUUGACAAAAGUGUCCCUCCCGAGUGUUCCUCAGGGAUAUGGAAGGUCUCCAAUACUUGGGAAGGUAAUAAUUCUAGUUUUUAUUGUACAGUGACUGCAUGUCAUCUUGUACAAUGGAAAAGAAAUGACAAAUACCAAGGUCUUUGGCAGAAGGUGGUACAGGGUAUAAAAUUUUAGAUUUUAAUUAAGUUGAUUAAUACUCCAUUUAAACUAUAGAAUAUGCUUUAGUUAGUAAAUGUUUAAAUAAUAUACUGAAACAGACAAAAGAUGCUGUUGAAAGAAGUUCUCCAAACUGGUGUGCUGGCAAAUGCGAAGUACUGGUGAGCAGUAUAAAGAAUAAACCAUUUCGCAAUGCUUUAGUGAUUUUCUCCAGCUUUAUGCCAUAGGAACCCCAUCUCUCCUUUGGAAAGAAAACCUGAAAGCUCUAUUUCCUAUACUGCCUGCACUACAACAGUAUAUUCAAAGGAAUUUCAUAUGCUUCUUGUGUCUGAUAAAUAGAAUUUGCAUAUUGUACUUAAGUUGUAAUCCAGUUGUUGUUGACAUUUGUUUAAUUAUUAUUAUUUUGGGGGGGAAAUAAGCUAUACUGUAGCAUUUAAAUCGUGUAUUUAAUAUUACUAUUAGAAAUUGCUAGACCAUUGGAAGACAGCAAUGACUGUGUUGACAUUGAUUAGCAUGAUGUGGAAACUCGGCUGUUGGUUUUUGCAGUGUGAUAUAAAAAGCAAAAAUGAACCGCUGUGCAGUUUGGCUUAUGUUUGCUUUAAAGUGUGUAAAGUUUUAGUUAUUUUGCAAAACUGUACUGUAUUUGGGGGUAUACAGUUAUGGAGGUAACAACUGUUUUUCAAAGGACAGAUAAACUUUCUCUUGGAUCAUAUGAUGUAUCAUCUUAAUUUGGCUUUUGUUAUGCAGAAAGUUAACACCAGCUAUUAAAAUAUAUUUUAGUAGAAAUGCUUUAAUUCCUGUUUCUUCCUCUACACUGUGAAUAUUUAAGCUUUGGUGGACUAGAGCAACAUCAUGCUGCCCAAAGUACUAACCUAUGCAAACUAGUUCACAUUUUAGUUGAUGUCACAGUGGAUGUAACAUAGCAAUUUUGCAGAACAUUAACCGUCAUUCAAAUAAAAUAUUAAACCCAGCAUGAUGUAUGUAUUAUAUUCAUAAACAAUACUCUGUAAAGCUACCAUUCCCAUUCAUAUAAGCUAUCAAAGAUGUAUAUCGUUUUAAUUAAGGAAGCUUUGAGUUUUCAAACUUAAGUAGAAUAUUUAGCACUAUUAUUUGUCAAGCUUGAUCUCAGAAUAUAGUUUCCUAAACCACUGUUUUAUUUCAGACAUGCCCUCUCCUUAGAGGGUUAACUUGCUUUUUCAGUCUGUAUUUGUAACUCUUCAACUGAACACCAAGUUACAUUCCAUGCCCCUUGAUUUGUUUAAAUAAGCAAAGAUAGUAAGUGAAGGAGAUCUGCUGAUUUAAUUGAUCCUGGUUUGCUGGACUUUGAAUGGGCAUUUGGCUAGGCAUGCUCUCAGUGCAACACUAAUGAAAAGAAAUUGAUUUGCUGGCUUCUUUAAGACAAUUUUAUAUACAAAUGUCAUUCUUGGGUUAUCUUUAUUCAUUUACACAAGUCAAUUAUUUUUACAACAUUGUAAGAAAGUUUAAGUUAAAAUAAAAUCCAGAAGUAUUUUGGAACUGC